Messenger RNA from Durusdinium trenchii, 2169 nucleotides. The record is from the annotation of a GenBank genome assembly. Lineage: Eukaryota; Dinophyceae; Suessiales; Symbiodiniaceae.
AGGCCGAUGGUGAAUGGCGUCAGCUGCGGACAACGCUUUGCCCAUCCCAGCGAUGCCUUGCAGGUCCCGGACCUGGAGGACUAUUGGGGCGCCCAUCGGAUCGUCACCUGUGACGCACCGGUUUUUUGGGUGAACUUCAGCUUGUCCGGGAACACCAAGCGCUACCUUGACAUCAGUGCAGGCACCCUACAUCCGGCCUCCUCCUUCAGCUCUGAUCGGCUGUGGGAUUUGAGAGUGGACGCGUUGGUGCUUGCACCGGGCUUGCCACAGCUAGACCCAUCCACGCUGGAGAUUGACCUCCCAGCUGAAGUAGGUAGCUUUGGUCAGCUCCUACAGUCCCCAGAAGACGUCUCCACCUGCGCGCACCGAGAGACGCAGCUGGCGGUCCAGGUGCGGCAGGGCCUGUGCGGCUACUUCGACAACUUUGGAGCCUGGGGCGUUUGGAGUUCGGUUCUGCUGGACCGGCACGUGGAGGUCUCCGGCGAUGGCUUGGUGGCCUUUUGGCUUCGCGGUGGAACGACGGGGAAGUUCUGGGUCAUGUUGGGGACAGCUGGUCCGGAGCAAGAGGACCUCAUUGGAACACAGUUGAUCCCGAAAGCCUCCUGUGACUGUGGAGCCGUAGAUCCCUUGAGGCCGGGCGAUGCCUUUUCGGGGCACAUGGACUUCUGGGAGCUUUGGACGCCCAGCGGGGAAGGUCUUCCGCUGGUGCGCAGUUGCGCUGGAGGAGCAACCCGUGACUCCUAUUGUCGCCUUGAAAGCACUACAACCUCGACUGAAAGCACCACAACCACCACGACUACAACAGCAGCGUCAACCACGGCUGAAGGAUCAAGCACUACAUCGACAACAAGGCCAGACACCACAGAGAACAUGGGCUCCACGGUGUCAGGAUCAACGACAUCAACCAGCGCCCCAGAAAGCACUACAAGCUCGACGAGCUCAUCCACCUCAACCUCGACAACCUCUACCUCGACCUCUACAACUUCAACGCUCUCCAUGGAUGGCAUGGGCUGUGGCCACAUCGACUGUCCCUUUCGCCGGGGGCAAAUGGCGGCCAUGGCGCGCAUGCAGAGGGCCAUGGACAUCGAGUACUCCUGUGACCCGGGCAUCGACUUCGUGCGUGGCAUGAUUCCUCAUCACCAGGGCGCAGUCGAGAUGUGCAACGUCUUGGAUGGAGCACAACUUUGGUCCGAGGUGGGCAUGGUGCACUUCUGCAACCACGUCUACUUGGCCCAGACAUGGGAGGUGCAAGGCAUGCGACGUUGGUUGCAAGAGCACCACGUGCCCGAGGAGCAGGCCUGUCGCUCGAACGGGUGCAAUACAAGCUGUCAAGAAGCCAGAGCUUACCAGGCGGCCAACGAAAAGAUGCACGAGGCGAUGGCCAUAAACUACACAUGCAAAGUCGAGCAGGACUUCGUUCAGGCCAUGAUGCCCCAUCAUCAGGGUGCCGUGGACAUGUGCGCGAUCCUAUUGACCAGCACGGAGGAUGAGUAUCUUCUUGGACUUUGUCGAAACAUCACCAGACUGCAGAGAGCUGAACUUGCUUGGAUGCAGGAUUGGCUCACCUACAAGGCUGUGCCCAUUGGAGCCAGCUGUAGUCCAUCGGUGGUGCGUGCCGAUGACUACUGCGCCGAUUUAAUGCCCAUCACGGAUGUGUGCCAUGACUUGGGCGGCGAUCGGAUCUGCGACUGCAGCGGCCUCUUGGACUCCUGCAGUACCACGAUCUCCGCGCGUGGCAGGCGCUUUGCUGUGAGCAUGGUGUGCCAAGAAAGCUGUGGCCUUUGUGAGGAGCAAAAGUCCGCAACGGACAUCGUGGUGGAUCUGCUACGCUUGGUGCCCAUCACCCAGGCACCCACAUCUGCGCCGUCCACCACCGAGUCGUCCGCGGAGUCCACCAUCUCGACGCGCAGACCGUCCGUCGCAGUGGCCUCCUCCGCGGGGACCUGGGUGAGAUUCAGCUGGCUCAGUGCUUGGCCUUGGUUGGCGCUGGUGCUCGGGUGCUGAGUGGACCGCGACGUGGACCGCAACGGACCGCGCCCCUUUUUUCCUCGCGCGGCUGCGGUGUUUGCGACCACGGUUCGUGUUGCACGGCGGUGCGGAGUCAAAAGAACUCCGGGUCCGUCGGGGUGUGGGUCCUCGAUCGGGGUGUGGGUAUAACGGGUCAUGAUC